AUGACCAGGGAUAUACCACACAUUGACGACUUGCAACCCUUGACGGUAGACGAACAUUUUAAAAUUUUAUUAUCCUCCGGCGAGGAGCUUAUUGACGAAAAAAGUACCGGGGAUUUGACAAUCUCGGAUUUACCCGAGUGGUUUGACGAAGAACUUUACCGAGCAGGGCAACAAUACUAUUGUUCCAACGUUCUCGGAGUGAGCGUAGCGUCUCUUUCCGGACUUGUAUCAGUUCUAGCGAUACCUUCGAUUCUUGAAGUUCUCGUGCAAACGAAGCAAAGCGGCACCCCAUGCACAGCUUUCAAACGCUACCUAGAAACCAUUUUCCAUACUCGCGUCUGGUACAAGGCCGAUUUCAAAGACAAGGAUUCCGAUUGGUGGAAGUCGCUUAAUACGGUACGAUGGAAGCAUAGCGCAGCGAGUCAACGAUCUAAGAAAGCAGGCUGCGGAGGAAUCACCCACAGGGAUAUGGCGUUUACUCAAUACGGUUUUAUAGGAUCUAUUUUGAUCAUACCGGAAACUCUAGGUCUCACGAAUACCCAUAGAGAUCGCGAUGGGAUUAAUCACGUGUGGAGAGUCCUUGGUCAUAUGUUAGGAAUUUCGGACAGAUUAAAUAUUUGCCGUAAAACCGAGGCGGAAACUACAGAACUUUGUAAGAGAUUGCAGAUCGAAGUAUUCGGCAAAUACAUGCGGGAGCAGUCGUCGCAAUUUUUAAAAAUGACGGAAGCUUUACUGGAUGGAAUGUGGAGCAUUGAUGUGGCUAUAGAUAAAGAUGCCUUUCUUGCAUUCACCUACAACUUGAACGACGUGCCAUAUCAGAAGCCCCUAGGUCUCUAUAGUUUGUUGAACCUCAAGUAUCGAGAAGCAGCCCUUUGGCUAUGUGGUAAUUAUCGAUUUCCAACAGGUCAUAGCUAA
Messenger RNA from Athalia rosae (coleseed sawfly), 915 nucleotides. RefSeq lists its product as uncharacterized. The transcript is spliced from 7 exons. The coding region runs from base 1 to 915 and encodes 304 amino acids. Lineage: Eukaryota; Metazoa; Arthropoda; Insecta; Hymenoptera; Athaliidae. The record is from RefSeq and is a predicted model, not a curated record. Gene Ontology annotation, molecular function: oxidoreductase activity.